GCUGGGAGAGCAGUCCCUGAAGCCAGAGGAUGCACCAAGUGUCUCCCCGCUCAGGUGGAGGUGUGGCUGUGGACCGUGUGAUUGUGAAACAGCGACAAUCCUGGCAGAGAGCUGAAGUGAAAGCAAAAAGGUCGACGUAGUUCCUAGUUCCUAGAAGCAGGCAGGUCGCCGACCGUCAUCGCAGAAAUGACUUCGUCGCAGUUUCAGGCCGUGUUACUGCAGAUCUCCAUCGCGCUGACCCGGGAGCAGCUGGAGCAAAUGAAGUUUCUGUGUGAAAAAAUCGGGAAGAACCGCAAAGAGAAGCUGGACACCGGCUACAAACUUUUCGAAGCGCUGACGGAAAGAGGCGAGCUGGGAGAGGACAACACCACGUUUUUGUCCGGCCUUCUCAAACAAGUUCACCGUCAAGACCUGGCGACCAAGUUAGACAACUAUGACACUGAGCAUCUGGCGGAACCCAGCGACAACCAGCCCAGCGAGACGGAGAGAGCCAAGCUGGACAUCGCCACAGAGGUGAUCGUGGACAACAUCGGGAGGGCGUGGCGUCAGCUGGGCCGCAAACUGCGUCUGACUGAGGCCAAGCUGGAGUCCAUCUCGGAGAAGCAUCCCAGAGACCUGGAGGAGACGGUGCGGGAGCUGCUGAAGCAGUGGAGGAGGAGCCAGGCAGCGCAGGCCAGCGCAGAGGAGCUCAUUAAAGCCCUGAGAGCCUGCCAGCACAACCUCACUGCUGACAAAGUGGAGCAGAAACUGAAGGACAGCGGAUAUUGAUGAUGAUCAAGACUUUGACUGAGACUGAGAUCCACUCUGAGCAUGACAACAAGAGCCGUUUUCACAUGCAACUUUUCAUAUGUUUGUUUUUUCUUUCUCUUUGGUCAAAGCAGAUAAACAACCUCCUGAGUGUUAAAAGAUCAUCCACCAGAAAAAAUAAAUUUUGAAAGAAUUCAA
Molecule: messenger RNA, 945 nt
Organism: Myripristis murdjan (pinecone soldierfish)
Lineage: Eukaryota; Metazoa; Chordata; Actinopteri; Holocentriformes; Holocentridae
Gene: fadd
Product: Fas (tnfrsf6)-associated via death domain
Exons: 2
Coding region: 187-768 (193 amino acids)
Biological process (GO): positive regulation of innate immune response; extrinsic apoptotic signaling pathway; regulation of apoptotic process
Cellular component (GO): CD95 death-inducing signaling complex
Molecular function (GO): death receptor binding; caspase binding
Source: RefSeq, a predicted model, not a curated record